AUGAAUCUGAACCUUCGCGACGUCUACGUGGACCUGUCGAGCGGGCGGGCCAAGGAGCGGAAAGAGGGUCUGAAGUCCCUUCAAGCAGUGCUGGGGAGCCCGCCCUGCCUCGCGUCGCUCGACCACAAGACAAUCAGCCACGCGCAGGACAAAGAUGUGCGAGGCGAUACCUGGCCCGGGCUCCUCCGGGCGCUCUGCCGGAGCAUCGACCAGGAACUCGGCAACACGGGCGGCAGGAAGACAGGUCCCGACGCCGCGUGGGCGCGCGUCCUGAAAGAGUUCUUCGACACCGCAGAAUCAGGUCGCCGCGGGUCCCGCCUCUUGCUGCUGCGCAGCGCCCGGGAGCUGAUGCGGACCUGCUGCGCGUACCUCGCUCACCAGGACUGGGGCAUCGGCGACCCGGUCAGCACCGCCAACAUGAACACGCAGCCCGUCCGCGACAUCAUGCACACCCUCCGGAACGCCGUCCAGGUCGAGGAGUACGCAGAGCAGUGCCCGCUCGAGUGCAUGGAGGACAUGGUCAGCGUGACCCUCAACCAGCUCCACGCCGCCCGGAACCUGAGCGACUCGAACGCGACGCAGCUGCUCACGCUGUUGUCGUGCCUCCUGCGCGCGCUCCCGAUCGACUGCUUCGAGGAGGUCAGCGUGACGGAGUGCGACUCGUGCCACGGCUGGGGCCUCCUGCCCGGCCGCUGCACGCUGCGGCUGCACCUCGUGACCACGCUCACGGAGCUCCUGAAACGGUGCCGCGACAACGUCCUGCGGACGAAGACCACGGUGCUCGCGUGCACCAACUCCUUUCUCGCCACCGCCGCCGCGGACCUGACACCCUUCCUCCCAGAGAUGUCGAAGUACGUUCUGAAGUCUGUCUGCCGCGAGGCGUGGUACAAGUCGGAGGCCACCGUUGACGCAGUGGUGGUGUUCGGGGAGAUCCUCCUGCGCUCCGGCGCGACGGACGGGCGCGCGGGUCCGACCAUGCUCAAGCAGUGGCAGCAGGUCACGUUCGGCGAGCUCUUCAAGGCUGCGUCGGAGACCUGGUGGUUUGUGCGCAGUGCGCCGUGGUGCCUGUCGCACCGCGCGCGGGAGGCGGCGCGGUUCGCCGCGGCGCUCGCGGAUGCGGUCGCGGUCGAGGAGCAGCGCUGCACGGACGACGCGCCCGACGAGGACGUGCCGGUGUCCACGCAGGGGCCCCGCGCAGCGAACGGCGUGUCCGGUGUGCGGCGGACGUUCCUGGAAGGCUGGCUGCGCAAUCCGCGGGUGUGGGGGCCCGUGCUGGUGGAGUGGCUCGGGAUGGUGCGCAGCGGCGACGCGAGGGCCGGCCUGGACGCCGCGCACGUGUGCCUGGUCGUGGCGCGUGCCAACGGCGCCAGCGCUCUCGACGGCGAAGACGCCUUCUGGCGCAUGAAGUGCCUCGCUGACUGCGUUCUCAGCCUCACCGGCGGUCCGCACGAGGCAACGAGCACGCUCGCGGACGGCUCCCCGGCACACCAGGCCGUGCGGGAGGCGACGGAAGUUGCGCAGGUGUCACUGCAUCGCCUGCCGGGGGGGCGUCCGGUCGCGGCAGCGGUGCACGGCGAGUGUCUGCGGACGAUCGCGACAGCGGGCGUCGUUCUCGGCGAGGACGGCCGCGCCGCGAUCGUCUCCGCGCUGCAGGCGCGCAUCAAGGACAACGUGACGCUCCCAGAACCUCUCGGGGACGGUGCGGUGUCGUUCGCGGUGAACAGGUCGCGGGCGUGCCUCGCGGAUGGCGGUGCGGGGUCGCUGCCGGGCACGCUCGCGCUGAUGAUCGCGGCGGGGAACGUCCUGGGGUCGUCCGGGGACGGCGAAGAGCUGCGCAUGCAGGCGCUCAAGUGGCUGGUGCGGAACGCCGCGAAGACGCUCCCGGGCAACUUCUCGGCGCUCUUCGCCGACGCUCUGUCGGCGCUUAUGGGUUCUGCCGAUGUUCGGUGCAGCCACGGCGGCUCCGGGGGGGACCUCGCGUGCGCCAUCGCCACUCAGGCGCUGGAGCCGCAGGAGGACCCGCGGUCGCAGCUCGCGGGGAUCCACAGCGCAGGGUGGUUCGCGCGGCACUGGGCGAGCGAGGCGCACGGCGCUGAGCGGCCCGUUUCGGACUCCCCUGGGGGUGUGUUGCACCGCGUCAACGUCGGGAAGAUCGCGGACGACCUCGCGGGCCCCGGGAGCGUGUGGUUCGCCAUCGGCGUCGUCGAGCAGGGCGAGUGGCACGACGGAGGGCCGUCCACGCCGGCGCUGCUGGCCAUGGCGGCGGCGAUGGUCGACCACGUGACCUGCUGCCACAACGCGCGCCAGUACGCCGACGUGAAGCUCAUGCCGAUGGUGGGGCGCAUGCUGUCUGAGCUGCGGCAGAAGGAGCGCAGGGGGCAGCUGAUCGGCGGCGUCAUCACGUGCGGGGCGGAAAUGCUGAGCGCGCUGGCCCGCCUUGCCGAGGCCGUGCAGCGCGCGGCCGAGGCGCUCGGCGCGGACGUCGGCGGCGCCGCGGGCUCGGCGGGGAUCUUGCAGCAAUUCUCGAAAUCGUUUGCGGCGGACAUCGUCGAUGCAACGACUCCGAUGCUCGAUCGUAUCAAAGCACACAUCUCCACAACGGUCCACUCCGCGGCACGCGCCGCCAACGGCAGCUCGGGGGGCUUCGACCUCAUGGACGACGGCUUCGGGUCGCCCGUGCGCCUCCUCGCCGAGCGGCAGCCCGGCGGGAGCUCAGGCGCGACAGGAACCACAGCUGCCGACGUGCAGGCAGCGGCGCAGAACGCCGACGCGGCGCUGCUGAGCCCGGUCGAGCAGGCGCUCUCAACGGACGCGCGGCUGUCCGAGAACUGCCUGCGCGAGACAGUCGCGGCGCUUUCGGCCGCGUGCGCGUGCGCGGUGGCCGCGGGACACGUGGAGGGGGGUGUGGGGUUGUCUGCGCUGACUCAGGCCGCGGAACGGCUCGAUGCGGACCACGCAGGGCUGCCGCCGUGCGUGGGCGACGUGCUGCAGCGCGCAGUCGCGGCCCUGGCGUCGCGUCUCGUGUCGCUGCCCGAGAGCGGAGCCGCGCAGGCUGCAGGUGUUGCGGGGACGCGCACAGCGCUCCAGGCGACGCUCGCGGUGCUGGAGUCGAAGCCGCGCAUCGCGCCUCCGUCGCGGUGCGAGCGUGCGAUCGUUCCGUGCUCCGAGCUGCUGCGCAGCGCCGGGCUCGAGGACUGGGCGUCCUCCUCGGGCAGUGCACCAACUGCCGAAGACAAACAGACGUUCGAGAGCGUUCUGGACGCCCUGGACGACGUGAUCGACAGCGCCGACGCAGCACUGCGCCAGACGGGCACCAGCAAGCUCGCCCGCCCGCGCGCACGCGAGGCGCUCGCCGGCCUGCACGCCGCGGCAGCGGUGUUGUGCAAGGACCGCUUCGCGAAACGUUGCGGGGGCGCGCUGAUCGAGCUGUGCUCGGACGGGUCCUUCACAGUGCGCGUCGCGGCCGCACGCGGGCUCGCACGCGUCACCGCGCUCUUCAACGACCCGCGAAGGGUCUUGAACGCGCUGUGCAUGGAGUUCCGGCACGUGCCGGUGUUGGACGGGGACGGACAGAGCAGCGACAUCUCGCUCAAGGACGGCAAGAUCACGAUGGCUAUUGCGGACGCUGGCCGGGCGGCGCAGCGGGCGAAGGCGCCGCUGUCGCCCCCGCGCACGCAGACGGAGCUGCUGAGCCUGGCCGGGGUCGCGCAGGGUGGCGGGGCGAGCGGGGUGCUGAUCGAGACCGCCGCGGCGACGCUGCUGAUGAUGCACGCGCUCACGGUGCCCACGGACACCGCGUUCGCGCACGACCUGCUCACCGCGACGGCCAGAAAGGUCGGGUAUUCCUCGGCAGUCGAGCAUCUCCAAUUCCUGAUGCCUCUGCUCGUCGAGACGUGGGUGCAGCACGACCUGGGCUUCGAGCAGCUGCUGGACGCCAGGACCGUCAUCUGGGGGUGUCCCGCGGCCCUGCCGGAGCUGGAAAGCGACCCUGUGGUCCUGUGUGCGAGCACACACUUCGCGGCGUCGUUGCUGGAACGGGGCGACGCCGCUGCGGUCGACCAUUUGGCGGAGUGCGUGGGCCGCAGCGCCCUCGACUUCCUGCGCGAGCGCGCGUGGGGCGGCGUGAGCCCCCUCGCGGCCGCACAAGCGCGGUACUGGAUCGCGAAAGCCGCUGGGGACGCUGCAAGGGUCAAGCACCUGGCGUCGGGACUGCGAGAGCUCACCGGCGCGGACCUCGACCGCUGCUGCAACGAGUGCACGCUCGACACAGUCGCUUGCGCGCUCGCGCUCUCGCGCGGCGGGUCGGGCCAGGACGCGCAGGCUGCCUAUCCCUUUGUGUCGUCGAAAGUCGUCGAAAAGGCUCUCCACGAGCAGAUGGGCCGCUCGAUCGGGGCCUCCGCGCCGCCGUUCGACGGCGGAGCGAGACCGAAGGGCGCCUUGCGGCGUUUCGUGUUCGGCCCGAGUCAAUCGCUCCGCUUGCUCAGCCUGGUGCAGCGACAAGUCGUGCUCGCGCGCGGCGCGUCGCACGCGGGGCAGGCCGUCCAGGCGGUGCAGAGCAUGAUCGUGGCCGGGGGGACGUGCUGGUCGAGCCCGCUGGCGUUCAUCGCAGUCGUGAACUUCCUUCUCGGGAGGGUUGCGGCGGGGCUGGGGGUUGAGGAGUCCCUCGCGGUGCUGCUCACUGUCGUCCAGUCGUUUUUCGAGGCUCCGUGCGGCGACGCGGAUCAGCGGCGAGGCGUCAUCGCCAGCAUCCUGCCCAGGGCGGCGCGAGUGCUCUUUCGGCAGCCCCUGCGCGCGCCGCAGUCGGCCGGCGCGCCCAUGGUGGGCGUGUUUGUGGGUGCAGAGAUCCUGCGCACGCUUGCGCGCGCCGAACCGAGCCUGCUGCGCACCUGCGCCCCGUUUCCGCCCGCCGUCCACCUGCUGGCAAAGGAUGUCCAGGAAGCGCGGCAGACGGCGCUGGAGGAGGCCCCGCUAUCGCUGCUGGAGCUGCUGACCGUCGUCACGGAGCAGGCCGGGGACGUGGACGGUGACGCCCGCGACCAGCUCAUUCGCGAGGUCGAGGCGGCACUCGGCGGGCUCUCGGAGGACGAGGGCCACGAGAGCGAGCUCGCUCGCGCGGUGUGGCGCUUCGUGCGCGCAGCAGCGGACGUCGGCGACAGCAAGCUGCAAGCGAUCGCUGCGCGCGCGCUCGCACGCCUGGGCCCGCUCCCGCCGGGGACGCUCACCACGCCCUUCCACGGCUCCGACCUCGAGCGCCUGUGCUGGGGCUCCGGCCUCGCGCCCACAGAGUCAGGCCUUCGACGGCCGCUGCCACUCAGCGACAGGUGGUGGCCGCUGGCGCUUGAGCAUUUGCUCGCGAGCGCAACGGACGGCGACAACGUCACGCUGGCAGCGGCGGCGCGCGACUCGCUCCUGGCGUUGCUCACGUGCGCGCCGGACGCGACGGAGAGGGCUCUGCCGUUCCUGAAGGACGGCGGCGCUCAUCUGGCGGACAUGCGGGCCGACCUCGCGGCUUUGUUCGCGCGCAGGCCCGUCGCAUUUGACAGCGAGGACCCCCCCCUGCGGUCCCGGCCCGCGGACGACGAGCUCGCGAAGCUCGCGCGGAAGGACCUGUGGGAUCUAUCGCCCGAGGACAGCUACGAGGACUGGGCCCAGCGCGUGGCCGCGGCGCUCCUGCAGGCGUCCAAGGUGGUGUGCGACGACACGGGGGUGGCGGGCGCGAUGGUCGCGCUGAGCCGCACGGCCGCCGUGCACGCGCGCCUCGCGGAGGUGAUGCUGUUCGCGGGGAUGAUCACGAUCUCGCGGUUCGACGGCGAACGACGGGUUUGCAGCGCGAUCACUCCGCACGCGGCGCGGGUGCUGAAGGCGUCCUUGGAGCGGCCUGCGGGCCACCCAGGGCACAAACCUGGCUCCCGCGCAGCGUGGGCGAUCAUCUCGACGCUCGGUCUGCUACGUCUGUGCCGUCAGGAGAACCUGCAAGCGCCGAACGUCGUUGCUGCGGGUCUGUCAUGUGGCAGGUGGUGCCACGCGCACCUCAGCCGCGAGCAGCACGACUCCGACGGCUCCGACAGCGACGACGUGCAGCUCGUGUCCUCCGCGUCUCGCAAGCGGCGCGCACAGCCCCAGCAACGCCAGGCCGUGAAGGCGAAAAAGCAGCGCACACCCGCUGCGAGCUCGGCGGCCAAGUCCGCCGCAGCGGCCGGACGCGCGAACGGAGCGCCGAGCGCCGCGGCGGCGGAUCCGCUGUCGCGGGUGGAUGCGACGGAGCCGGUGCUGUGGCGCAAGGUGUACUGGCUCGACAUUGACUACCAGGAUGCUGCGCGGGCGGCGCUGCACACGUGCGGGGCGCCGUUCACGGCCUGGCUGUACUGGGAGCAGAGCGUCGAGGAGGACCCGGGCCGGAGAGAAGCCGUCGAGCGCGAGCUGAUCCAGGCAGCCAUGAUGACGGGCGACCAGGACCUGUGGCAAAACCCUUUUCCAACAGUCCGGCUCUCCGACACGGACGCGCGCAACCUGGAGCGCCUGGCGCGCGAGCUCAACUGGCCCCUGCACCUCUCGCACCUCGAGGGCUACGAGCCCGCCCAGAAGGACCCGUCCAUUCGCGCGCAAGACCUUCUCAAGAUGGGCUGUCCCGAGGCCGCACGGAGCAUGCUGCGGCACGCCGACGACUCGCGCUCGGCCGCGGCCCGCGAGGUCGAGCACGAGGCGGCGUGGCGCAUGAUGUUCUGGGAGGAGUGCGACGCGCCUGACGUCAGCUCUCUGUCAGACGCGCUGUGUCGGGGGGACCCCGUGGACGCGCGAGCGACGGAGACGGCGGGCUCGGGGUUCCACGAGUCCUUCGCGGCUGCGCUGGCCGCGGUGCGCACCUGCGGGCCCCCGCGGAAGAUCAGGGGCCUCGACGGCUGCGUCGAGGAGGCGCGCCGCAUCGUAGACGCAGCACGCGCCGCGACGUGCCGGCUGGUCGGCGCGUCCACGGAGGAGAUCAGCCGCGGCACGAACGACAGCAUCGUCCGCCUCGUCGCCCUCGAUCUCGUGCCGGGCCGGCUCAGCCCCGACCGCAGCGAUGUGGACACAACCCUCGCGGCGACGCUCACGCCCGGCCGCGCGUUCGCGGGGCGCUUCGAGCUGCUCGAGCCGCUCUUCGCGGCACAGAGCGCCGUGCUCCGCGCAACGGGCGCGUGGGCCGCGCUCCCGUCCGUGCUCGAGCGGCUCGCAGACGCCGCCAUCGCAGAGCCAUGUGGGGUGGCGGUGUCUCACGCCGCGUCGUGUCUCCGCGGGUUCGAGAAGAUGCUCGGCGCGCGCUCCGCGACGGUCCGCGACGCCGCGAAGCACCUCCGCGAGCCCUGGGCGAUGUGGCGGAUGCUGGGUCCGCGGAUGCAGUGGGGCCUGGGGCGGCAGUGGGAGGCGGCGACGCAGGGGCUGUCGAUGCUGCAGGGCUGGCAGGUGAGCGAGGAGGACGGCGAGGCGGCGAUCAACUACGUGCGGAUCUCGUGCACCGCGGCGCAGUGGGCGGCGGAGACGCACAGCGUGUCGUCGCAGGCCAUUCGCGACGUCCUCGAAUCCGCCCGCGACCUCGCGAACGACUUCGACCUGGACAGCCCCGUCGCGGCGGCGGUGGCGUGCGACGCGAACUUCAAGCUGGCGUCGUACCUCGACCGGCUCCGCGGCGAGCUGGAGGAUCAGAUGCGCGGGGAGGAGUGGCGCGAGCACGGCAAGGCGCUGGAGAAGAAGGGCGUGGAGGUGGCGGCGAUGCAGCAGCGGCUGGACGCGCGCGCGGCGCGCGGGGAGGUCCGGUGGGACAACGGGCAGAUGGUGGACCGGGAGUCGAAGUACAUGCGGCACUACAUGGCCAAGAUGCAGGCAGUGAUCAAUGCGGACAUGCAGGAGCGGCGGCGGGUGGAGCAGCGGGCGAAGAAGUUCACGGAGCACGCGAUGCAGGCGUACAGCGACGCGCUGUUCGCGGGCUCCGCGCACGACCUCGCGGGAGCCUUCGGAUGGUGCCGGCUGUGGCUGAGCCACCCGCAGAGCGCCGAGGUGAACCGGCUGGCGCGGGACGCGUGCAGCCACACCCCCACGCACAAGCUCGUGCCGCUCGCGUACCAGGUCGCAUCGCGCAUAUCGAACGUAGACAACGAUAACUUCCCGGGCUUCCAGGACGCGAUCUCGCACAUGAUGCGCGGCAUGCUCCUGGACCACCCCCACCACGUCGCGUACCACCUCCUGUCGUUGGCCAACGGACUGCGCGACCACGGCGGACGGGAGGGCUCGCCGUCCGGGACGCAGCUGGUCGGCGGGAUGCAGCGCGUCGUCGACGAAAGCAAGGUCGCGGGCGCGAAGCGGAUCCUUGCCGCGUAUUGCAACCCAGCGCAGGUGUCGCCGGAUGCGGAGCGAAGGGCGAAGACGGCGUAUCUGCAAGAGGUGCUUGGGCAAACCAAGAGGCUGGUGGACGCGUACAUUCGCCUGGCGGCGGCGGACCCAGAGAAGACCUCGGUCGUUCCCUCGGCGAUAUGCCGGGACGUCCGCGACCUCGACAAGGUGCCCGUCGUGUCGAUGAACCUCCCGCUCGACCCGCUGUGCCGCUACCUGCGCGCCGACGGGCCGAGCGGGGCGCCCAGCGAGGCGGUCACCUUCGAGCGGUUCGAGAGCAAGGUGUCGCUCGUGGGCGGCAUCAACAAGCCCAAGCUGAUCGCCGUGCGGGGCUCGGACGGGCGCCUGCACAAGGAGUUGAUCAAGUCGGGCAACGACGACCUGCGUCAGGACGCCGUCAUGACGCAGAUCUUCCGGCUCGUCACGGAGCUGCUCGCUCAGGACAAGCACAGCGCCUCCACGGGGCUGCGCAUGCAGACGUACAAGGUCGUGCCCUUCACGCCGCACGCGGGCCUCGUGGAGUGGAUCAACCAGUCGACGCCGCUGAGCGAGUGGCUCCUGGGGCCCGACCGGCGCCACGGCGCGCACCUGCGGUACAAGAAGCCCGGGCAGUGGUCGUUCGGGCAGUGCCUCAAGGUCAUGCAGGACGCCCUCGGGAACCCGGACACGCAGCUGGCCAGCUUCGCGCGCUGCUGCAGAAACUUCCCGCCGGUUCUGCGGUACUACUUCCUGGAGACGUUCCGGGGGCCGACGGAGUGGUUCACGCGCCGCCAGGCCUUCGUGCGGUCCGUCGCCGUCGCGUCCAUGGUCGGCCACGUCGUCGGGCUCGGCGACCGGCACUCGGCCAACAUCCUGCUCCUCGACAACUCCGCAGAGGUGGUGCACAUCGACCUCGGGAUCGCGUUCGAGCAGGGCAAGUUCCUCAACACGCCGGAGCAGGUUCCGUUCCGCCUCACGCGGGACAUCGUCGACGGCAUGGGCGUCCAGGGCGUGGAGGGGUCGAUGCGGCGUUCCAGCGAGAAGGUGAUGUCGGUCCUGCGGGCCUCGCGCAGCCUGCUGUCGACCAUCCUCGACGUGUUCCUGCACGACCCGCUGUACAACUGGACGCUGACGCCGGUCGACGUGGCGCGGCGGCAGCACGACGAGGGCAGCGACGACGAGGCGGAGGAGGCGCGGUGGGCGAGCAGGGAGGUGGGGGGCGGGGCGUUCGCGGGGGCGGAGGGGAACAAGAGCGGGGGCAGCGCGGACGCGGCGCGGGCGGUGCUGCGCGUGCGGGCGAAGCUGGAGGGGCGGGAGUUUGGGGAGGGGGUCGAGGGGCGCAGCGUGGAGGGGCAGGUGCAGCAGCUGAUGGCGGACGCGCAGGACCCGCAGAAGCUCGCGCGGAUGUUCUUCGGGUGGGCGCCGUGGGCGUGA
Messenger RNA from Pedinophyceae sp. YPF-701, 9777 nucleotides. NCBI's taxonomy places the organism in Eukaryota, Viridiplantae, Chlorophyta, Pedinophyceae. The record is from the annotation of a GenBank genome assembly.